CAAAUGUCUAACAUCUUUGGUGGUGCUAUCUCUACCAACCAACCUCUUUCAUUAUUUGCUCAAAGACCUGGUGAAACUGCAGUACCAGCGAACAUCAGUAAUGCUUCUCCAGUUGAAACAAACAGUUUCUAUGGUAAUAUGUUAGUGGCUACUCAAGACUGUUCAGUUUUCACUCAUCCUUAUAGUGUUACAUAUGCUCAUGCUAAUAACAAUUAUGGUUUGACUGUUUAUCACGCCCAACAAUCGGAUAGGGUUUUCGGUCCUGGAACUCCAGCUUCUUACUUUUAUUCACCAACAGGUAUUCAAGAAUUAGUAUUCACUGCUGCCGAUUUUGAUCAAAAUUUCCAAUUUGCAUUGAUUGAUAUGUCAAAAUUUGCUGCUACUGCAAGAUUUACUGCUACAAACAACGGCUACAUGGACUGUCCUAUGGUUCAAGGAAUGGGGUUCGUUACUGCUAUCUAUAAUAAUUUAGUUCCUCAAAUUAAUUCGAGUGUUGGUUUUCAAUCAGUUCAAGGUACAACUUCCCCAAGAAGUGGAAUAUUAAAGUUCAUUAUUACUCUUUUAAAUGGUACCACUUGGUCUUUAUAUGCUACUAUACCAUCCGGUCAAUCAUUAAGUUUUAAAUUACAGGGAAAUAAUUCUAUCAUUACUUCGAAUUCAGUGGAUGGAGCUGUAUUUCAACUUUGUGUGGGUCAAGAUGAUCAUUUUGAUUUAAGUGCCGGUUGUUAUCCAACUGGUUCAUCAAUUACCGCUAGUGUCAAUGGUUCAACUUGUAUUUAUCAAUUGAAUUAUUCAGUCUCAGGAACUUCAAAUAAUGGAACUACUUUAAUAUUUGCGGCUCCUCAUCAUGUUGCUGCUUUCACAAGUCUGACAGCCGCUACAGCAACAUCAUUAACUGCAUUAUCAACUACAUUAGGUUUGAUGACUGGUUGUCUUACCAACACCUUACAAAUGCAAGAAACAAUUCCUACAAAUAUGGGAUGGGGACCAUACACUACUAUUUCAGGAAAUUCUGCUAAUUACACAGCUAAUGCAAUUUCCUCAAUUACAAAUGCAGCUAAUUCAGAAGUGAAUGAUGAUGUCGUUUCUAUGGCAAAUGUUGAUUCCAUGUAUACUAGUGGAAAAAUAUUAUUAAAAUAUGCUUUGGUAUUGUAUACUACUCAUUUCAUUCUUGAAAAUUCAAGUUUAACUAAUACCCUACUUCCAAAGCUUAAAAGUGCAAUAGAAAUAUUUACUAAUAAUACCCAAAUAUAUCCAUUGUUUUAUGAUACAAAUUUCAAAGGAAUAGUUUCAUCAGCCACCGGUGAUGCUGAUUAUGGUAAUGGACAUUAUAAUGAUCAUCACUUCCAUUGGGGUUAUCAUAUUCAUGCAUGUGCAAUUGUUUCUAAAGUUGACAAAGACUUAGGUGGAAACUGGUUGACUUCAAUUGAAGAUUGCGUGAAUACUUUGGUCAGAGAUGUUGCUAACCCGACCUUAGAUGAUCCUUAUUUCCCAAUGUCCAGAUCCUUUGAUUACUUUGUAGGUCAUAGUUGGGCUAAAGGGUUAUAUGCCUCUGCUGACGGUAAAGAUGAAGAAUCAUCAUCUGAAGAUGUUAAUCAUGCAUAUGCAGUAAAAUGUUGGGGAAACAUUAUAGGUGACUCUAACAUGGAAAAUAGAGGGAAUUUAAUGUUGGCGCUUUUAAGAAGAAGCUUGAAUCUGUACUUCCUUUACGAGGAUAAUAAUACUAUUGAACCAUCAAACUACAUUGGAAACAAAGUGUCAGGAAUUCUAUUUGAAAACAAAUGUGAUUAUACCACAUAUUUUGGUACAUUAGUUCAAUAUAUCCAUGGUAUUCAUAUGUUACCAAUUAUGGGUGCAUCUUCUUUCAUUAGAGGACCAACAUUUGUUCAACAAGAAUGGGAUGAAAUAUUAGCAUCUAUUAUAAAUGGUGUGCCUGAUGGCUGGAAAGGUAUUUUAAUGUUGAAUGUUGCACUAUAUGAUCCUACUACUGCUUACAACUUCUUUAACAGUUCAUCAUUUAGUGAUGCAUACUUGGACAAUGGUCAAUCCUUGACAUGGUCAUUAGCCUAUUGUGCAGGAGUUGGUGCAUCUAGUUAAUUCUGUAGAUAACUGAUCGGGUUUGUGAAUAUAUGAGGUUUGAAGAAUUACAAAUCAUGUAGUUGCAAAAUAUGUGGAGACCAAGUGAAGCACCGUUGUGAUGAGAAAUCAUUGAGAUUACAAAUAUGAACCGCACUUACCCAAUUUGUAUAAAGAUGCAUAAAAUUGAAUGUAAAGGAACCGCACUUACCCAAUUGGGAUAUCCCGAUUUCUAUGAUUGCAAAAUCAAAUCGAUGAGCAUUAGAAAUUGAGAAAUGUAAAUAGAAUUGAGAGAAGUAUAUAAGAAGUAAAAAUUCAUCAUGUUUCAGUUGAAUUCAAAUGUUUCUGAUUAAUAUUAUUUAACU
Molecule: messenger RNA, 2441 nt
Organism: Scheffersomyces amazonensis
Lineage: Eukaryota; Fungi; Ascomycota; Pichiomycetes; Serinales; Debaryomycetaceae
Product: glucan endo-1,3-beta-D-glucosidase
Exons: 1
Coding region: 4-2097 (697 amino acids)
Cellular component (GO): cell surface
Molecular function (GO): endo-1,3(4)-beta-glucanase activity; glucan endo-1,3-beta-D-glucosidase activity
Source: RefSeq, a predicted model, not a curated record